GUUGGAUGUGAUUAAUUUACCAUCUGCAGAGGAGCUGCUAGCACCAAAUGUUGUUCUGUGGAGAACACCAAAGGCAACUCAUUACAGCGAGAAAUGAAAGACUGAACAUUCCUCUCGGAUGUGAGGAGUCAAGAUUGCCUGAUAGGCUUGCCUCUGACCCCUGUCCUGACCUUGAUUGAAGACAGCUAGAAACCUCCCAGCUACAGUAAUCCCUGCCCUGGGCAGCUUGUCCUGGGGCAUUCUGUUUCCAAGUAACCGGGACAGCCCCUUGUGGAGGAAGACCACCUCCAACAGUCAGAAUCAGAAAUGAGUGGACCUCGUAAGAGCACUACUCCCAAAAGGGUUAUCCACUUUGCUAACGGAGACACCAUGGAAGAAUACAUCACAGAGGAAGAGGAAGAGCUAGAGGAACAGAACUCAGCAUAUGACUCCUCUAAACUUUCGUGGGGAUCAUACUUCUGGUUUUGGGCAGGUCAAGUAGCAAGCAAUUCAAUUUCUACUUGUGAAUUCCUUGGUGAAAGAUUUGCCGUCUUCUUUGGUCUUACCGAACCCAAAUAUCAGUAUGUGCUGAAUGAGUAUCGCAGAACACAAAAUAAGGAAGCUGACAAGGACACUGAAGGGAAUGGAUCAAAGGCCCAGGAUGCCAAGAUUCCUAAUGAAAAGUGUCACCUGGGAGCUGGUGGCCAAGAGUAUGGGGCCAUCUCUUCCAGAGGAGGCCUGGUGGCAGAUUCCAGCUCAUGA
This is a messenger RNA of Myodes glareolus (Bank vole), 741 nucleotides long. The record is from RefSeq and is a predicted model, not a curated record. Lineage: Eukaryota; Metazoa; Chordata; Mammalia; Rodentia; Cricetidae.